Messenger RNA from Lycium barbarum (goji berry), 1278 nucleotides. RefSeq names its product rhodanese-like domain-containing protein 6. Bases 138 to 941 code for a protein of 267 amino acids. The record is from RefSeq and is a predicted model, not a curated record. The transcript is spliced from 7 exons. Lineage: Eukaryota; Viridiplantae; Streptophyta; Magnoliopsida; Solanales; Solanaceae.
CUUUAACCCACGCCUAACAAACUUCGUUUGGCCUUCACUCUCUAUAUAUACCUCCAAUACUUGCGGAACAUUUCUGUAAAAUCUAGGAAACAGAGUCUUUUUAGUUUCUGAAACAACAACAAUAACAUUUUGCCACAAUGGGAAGUGAAGGUGAUGCCAAGACCAACAACAACACCAAUCAUGAGAGGAAACCAAGAUUUCUUUGCCUUCAUGGAUUUCGAACAAGUGGUGCAAUUCUGAAGAAACAAAUUCUUGAUAAAUGGCCAACUCAAGUUGUGGAUAAAUUGGACCUUGUUUUUGUUGAUGCGCCUUUUCCUUGUCAAGGCAAAUCUGAAGUUGAAGGAAUCUUUGACCCUCCUUAUUAUGAAUGGUUCCAAUUCAAUAAGGAGUUUACGGUGUAUGAGAAUUUUGAUGAAUGUCUUGCAUACAUAGAAGAGUGCAUGAUUAAGCAUGGACCUUUCGACGGUCUUCUUGGUUUCUCCCAGGGGGCAAUUCUUUCUGGAGCUUUGUCUGGGUUGCAGGAUAAGGGAGUGGGACUUGCAAAGGUGCCUAAAAUAAAAUAUCUGAUAAUAAUAGGAGGUGCUAAAUUCCAGAAUAAAUCAGUGGCCGAAAAAGCUUAUUCGUCAGCAAUUACAUGCCCCUCCGUUCACGUCUUAGGUGAGCAAGACUACCUCAAGAAGUAUGGGAUAGAACUCUUGGAAUCAUGUGCUGAUCCAGUGGUGAUUCAUCAUCCUAGAGGCCACACUAUACCAAGAUUUGAUGAGAAAGGAUUAGAGAGCAUGCUUAGUUUCAUUGGGAAGGUGCAAGCAGAGAUUAGCAAGUGGGAUCAAAGACCGAAGGAAGAAAGGAACAAGAACCUGCAUGAAGGCUCUCGUCCUGAACCGGGGGAAUGUUUGGACCGAAGCAAAGGAAGGGCGUCAUUUGGUCCGGUUCCCCUAUGACCGGGUUGAUCGUUGCCAUUGGUCCGUUUGGUCGAGGCCGUUAGUCCGUUUGAUCGUGGCCAGUGGUCCGGGAGAUUCGUUGCGCGGUUGCCACGCGUCGAUGACGUCCUGCCAUGUUCAACUGCCAAUCGUACGGGUGUCAGAUCGUACGGUCAACCUAACCCAACUCAGAGCUUUUUUAUUAUUAUUUUAUUGUUCAUGUUGUAUGAAGCCCAUGGGGCACUACUAUAAAUAAGGGGCAUUGUCCUCCUCUUAAGGGGUUGGCUCCUUGAUAUCAAGAACUCUUGUAAUAGUAAAAUAUAUAUAAAUCUCCCUCUCAAACAUCAGAUUCGAUCCA